This is a messenger RNA of Peronospora matthiolae, 1584 nucleotides long. The record is from the annotation of a GenBank genome assembly. Lineage: Eukaryota; Oomycota; Peronosporomycetes; Peronosporales; Peronosporaceae.
AUGCGAUGCGCGAGCAAGGCCACCGAGAGCGCGUCCGCACGUCUCUGUGCGGACGCCGAAGCAGAAACCACAGCAACUGAUGUCUCAUCGGUUGCUGAAGCGACUCAGCCUGUGUCACUUGGUGAUGCAGGCGCUGGUCAUGAAGACACUCAUGUCUUCACAGAGUAUGAACUCGGUGUCUCAUACUCUCCUGAUACGGAAGACGGAUCCGUAUCGACGGCGAUCGAAUCCAACCCGCCUGCCAAGCGUGGAAUGGAUGAUGCUAUGCGUCGUAGAAUCUUUGGUUCAUCUGAUGAAUCAGAUGAACCAUCGCCGAAGCGAAGGCGCUCGAGGUCGCAAGACUCGGGCGCUAACAGUGGUGUCGGUUCUCCUAUGGACACUACUUCGCAACGAGGUGCCAGUCCUUCUGUCGGCACGUCGCAGGAAGAGCGGGACCGCAAUGUCUUGCGUCUCGCUCCUGAGAAGAAGGAAUGGAUGCCUCCUAAAUCUGUCAUGGACCACUUGUCGGCGACGACGAGUGAUCGUUAUCGAACACGGUUGUUCGAUUCGUCAAAGAUUCAUCACCUUGACCCCAGCGCGAAAAACUAUCGCACUGAGAAUGAGUUCUUCAUCGAUGGUUUCUUUGAGCAUCGAUUGUACAGUGGGAAUCACAAGCGUGAUGGUCCCUCACUACUUCAAGCGUGGAACGCCUACAUCCAUAACCUUGAGGAUGUAAGUCGUGACGUUUGGAACGACAAACUUAUCAAAGCUCGUGAUAAGUUUGAAAAGCGAACCCCGACAGGUGCACUCUACAAGCUGCAUCGUCUGUCAAGGGAGAAAGGAUUACCCUGCCUCUCUUGGGGAGACUCGUGCCAUGUGAACAACUCCGCACGAGCACCUAAAGAGGUUUACCUCCUUACUAGCCCGUGGUGGCGCGUACGUAUCUCUAGUGAGAUGUACGAAGGGAUUGACAACUUGAAAUGCCUUUACGACCGUGCCGGGAAGACUUUCUCCGGCGGUCCUUCUGCGGCACAGGAUGUGCCGCGUCGUACUGCUCAACCAGACCCAGUACGUCGAUCAUCAGUUGGGAGCGGGGCUCCCAAGAAUCCCAGGACGGGGGAUAGCCGCGCCACCGGACGAGAUAACUCGUCCGACGUCCGUUCACGUCGCGGUGCUUCAACAGCUGCUCAACUAGAUAGCGCUGGCCACCGCGAGAGUCCUCUAAUGGAAGUGGAGGAGGAGGAAAGACGAUCUCCACACGAUCGUGGGGAUCCGUGUGUUCUCGAGAGCUUCUUUGAUCGCGUAACGCAAGGCUUACGCAACGAUCUCGAACAUGAGCGGGACAGGCGUCUCCAAAUGGCGGACACUGUCUUGAAGCAUCGAGCUGAGUUUGCCUUUGCUCAGCUUGAGAACGAGAGAGCUCUGACAUCUCUUCGUGACGAGCUAAGGGUAGCUCGUGGGAUUGUUGAUCGGUCUCGGGAUGAGAUAAAUGCUCUUCAGACCCUUGUCGAUGCCCACCAUCGGGAGCACAAGGCUCUCUGCGAGAUGCUUGAGCGCAAGGGCGUUCUUCAUCGGAAGAAGCAGCGUACUGAUGGUACGGCUUAA